Molecule: messenger RNA, 847 nt
Organism: Hibiscus syriacus
Lineage: Eukaryota; Viridiplantae; Streptophyta; Magnoliopsida; Malvales; Malvaceae
Product: probable U3 small nucleolar RNA-associated protein 11
Exons: 7
Coding region: 1-573 (190 amino acids)
Biological process (GO): rRNA processing
Cellular component (GO): nucleolus; small-subunit processome
Source: RefSeq, a predicted model, not a curated record
AUGGGAAUGUUACUUGCUUUGGCUGAAAGAAAAUAUUGUUCUUCUUCGAUUUGGCGAGACUUGUUGCGAGGAGUUGUCCAUGCAAAAGCAUUCCACAAGAAGGAAGAGACCUUACGGAAACUCAAGGAGAAAGUUGCCUUCAGAAAUCCAGAUGAAUUCUACUUUCAGAUGAUAAAAACAAGAAUUGUGGAUGGAGUUCAUAAACCAGAGAAUCAAGUUAACAAAUACACUCAAGAAGAACCCAUGCUAAUGAAGACCCAAGACAUAGGAUAUAUAUUGCAGAAGUUGCAAAGUGAAAGAAAGAAAGUUGAGAAGCGAACUGCAGUGUUGCAUUCCGUUGAUAAUCGUCCCUCUAACAGACACAUUUACUAUGCUGAGGACAUGGAAGAAGCUAGAGAAUUACUAUCACAAGCUUCUGAAACCAUUGUUACUCCCCUUUCUGGUGAUAUCCCUUAUCAUAUUAAAAGAAAGACAACUGCUUCGUUCAGGGAAUUAGAGGCUAGGAAGAGUAGAGUGAAUCAGUUGGAUAAACUAUACAUGGAAAUGUCCCUGAAGAAGGAAUUACAUGUAUGAGAAAUAUUUUAGUGUUAAUUGCAUUAGAAAUCCUCGGGACUAUAGUCCAGAUUCUGAAUGAGUCCUAACUUUAUAACGUUUUAACUGAGUUCUCAAAGUAUCAGUAUCGCACUAAGCAGAUCUAUCUUUUAGUUCGAUUAUUGGCUUAUGUGUUAAAUGAUAGUUUUGAUUUGAUGUUGAGUAUGUUUAUAAUAUGUGGAUCAAAUUUCAAACAUGUGUACGUAUUGUAUUGAUAGCUUUGGUCUGAUGUAUUAUUCACCAGUUCAGAUUUUUG